Messenger RNA from Acanthosepion pharaonis, 1857 nucleotides. NCBI's taxonomy places the organism in Eukaryota, Metazoa, Mollusca, Cephalopoda, Sepiida, Sepiidae. The record is from the annotation of a GenBank genome assembly.
AUGAUCAUGGAAGGCUUGGAUACUUUAACUCAAGUUGCCUUAGCAGAACAGUUAAGUUUUGACAAUUAUCACCAAAUUCCAAGCAAUUUGAAUAAUAUCGGACGAAUACCAAACGAAACCACGGAUGAAUCUUUAAAUACACCAGUCACAACAUCGUCGGAAACAACAUUUUUUGGUUCCGACACAUGUGAUCCAGUACCUAUAACAGCGACCGCCAACAUUGAAGCUUCUAUCACCAUUCCUGAGAAAUCUUGCGUCGAUGGAAUGCAGUCAAACAAAAUGCCAAUCUCAAAUCCAGCUGGGUACACAGCCAUGAUUCGCUACAAAGGGACACUGGUUACCAAAGCAGUGACCCCUACAUCUAGCAGUCAAGACACCAGUUGUACGAUCCAGCCUUGUUUUUUCACUCCCUUUCUUAGCAGCCUCUUCAAUACAACAUCAGGCAGUGCCACCCAAGUUCAGGGACAAUUGUCCGUAAAUAAAUUAGGAAGCCUCAGUAAUGACUCCACAGACUUGAACCAACAGCAGCACCAACCACAGACACAACAUCAAUCACAACCACCAUCGCAGCAACCACACCAGCAGCAGCAGCAACAACCACAGCAACAACAAUGUAACCCACCACUCCCAAGCUACACCCCAACAUCAGAGAACUCCCGGACUUCAUCACCAAUACACAGUGUCAGUGUUGAAAUGCAUGACACUUCCAGCUACAGUUCACCUCUGCCACCAACCAGCUCCUCCCAGACAACACCUGAACCUCAAAUCAGCUUGGCCAGUACUGUGGUCCCUGAGGACUCAAAUCAUAGCCAUUCGAUGCCAUCAAAUCCCCCACCAUACGCAGCCGUAAUGUACGACAUCCCAAACUUUCCCUUGAAACAGCCCCCAGCUUAUUUAAGCUGUAGUCACCAGUCUAGUUUGGGCCCAUUUCAGCCACCCUCAACCAGCAGUUCUGUAACCCAAACACUUCUAGGUACCAGUGACGAUAUUGGCUAUAGCAAAAGCCUUAACUUGAACCUGCCAGAUUUUCCAGCUUUGCAAGUGGCCCCCACUGUACAAAGUGCCAUGUUUCCUGCCCAAGGAAUCAAAACUGAACCAAGCACUAACUUGGACAGCGGCUUUUCUCAGUUGCAAGGUAUUAUGCCUCUUGAAUUGCCUACUACUAUUGCACCCGUUACAGUAUCCACCAACAUCACAAAGACAUCUUCCUCAUCUACCAGCCCCAUGUUACCCCUCCUCAAUUCCCCAUAUCCCCAACAACAGCAACCCCAACAGCAGCAACCCCAACAGCAGCAACAGUGCUCAAGUGGGAGCAAUACCAUUGCUUCCACAGGUGGCAACACAGGGCUCAAACUCUACCCUGUGAAGCCAAGAAAGUACCCAAAUCGUCCCAGCAAAGUCCCACCACACGAGAGGCCCUAUGCAUGCCCAGCAGAGAACUGUGAUAGGCGUUUCUCUCGCAGUGAUGAGCUGACUCGGCACAUGCGAAUCCACACAGGCCAGAAGCCGUUCCAGUGUCCAAUCUGCACACGCUCCUUUAGCCGUAGUGACCAUCUGACCACACAUGUCAGAACCCACACAGGAGAAAAGCCCUUCUCGUGUGAUAUUUGUGGACGAAAGUUUGCUCGUAGUGACGAAAAGAAGCGGCACUUCAAAGUGCACCUCAAACAGAAGUCAAAGAAGGAAGCCAAGGCUUUGGCCAGUGCCAGCAGUGGUGGCAGCAGCACUAACAACAACAAUAAUACCACCACCACCACCAGCUUGCCCCAGACUUCAACACUCUCACCAGUUACAUUAGCAGAAGCAUUGACUCUUUCUGGUACACAAAUGCCAAUUGUUACAACUGCUGGGUUGUAA